Molecule: messenger RNA, 1446 nt
Organism: Branchiostoma floridae (Florida lancelet)
Lineage: Eukaryota; Metazoa; Chordata; Leptocardii; Amphioxiformes; Branchiostomatidae
Product: prolow-density lipoprotein receptor-related protein 1-like
Exons: 9
Coding region: 1-1446 (481 amino acids)
Cellular component (GO): extracellular region; plasma membrane
Molecular function (GO): protein binding; peptidase inhibitor activity
Source: RefSeq, a predicted model, not a curated record
AUGGAGGUUGUUCAAGCUCCCUUCUCUCUUCUGCAACUCCUGGUUUUCUGUCUUUUGGUGGCGAACACGUACACACAAGAAUUGGAGACCUGCAUCGAAGACGAGUUCCAGUGCGGAAACGGCCGAUGUAUUCCGGACAGUUUCGAGUGUGACGGCGAAGACGACUGUCGGGACAACUCGGACGAGGUCAACUGCACCGGAUGUAGGAGGGGCAAGUUCAUGUGCGAGGACGGAGGCUGUCUGCCAAGCAUCUUCCGUUGUGACGGAAUCGGCGACUGUGAUGACGACUCGGACGAAACCAACUGCCGGUUAGGCUUCUUGGACACGCUAGGUGGCGUUUCUGACCAGCUCACCACCACCACGCAGACCGUGCCCCGACCUUACCCCGUCACGCCCAUCCCUCCGAGCUCGAUACUGGAGCAGGGGCUCUUGCUGGCAGUGUGUACGGAGCAGGAGUUCACCUGUGCCGACGGGAGCAAGUGUGUGCCCCGCCUGUUCCUCUGCGACGGUGAGAAGGACUGCGCCGACAACAGCGACGAGCAGGACUGCGCUCCUAAGACGUGUAGUGAGGAUAAGUUCACCUGCAGUAGUGGGGACUGUAUCCCUAAGGCCUGGACUUGUGACCUGGAUGCAGACUGUGCUGACGGCUCGGACGAGACUGAGGAACUGUGUCAAGAGACAAACUGUACUGAGAAGGAAUACCAAUGUCAGAACUCCGCAAAGUGUAUCCACCUUACCUGGUUCUGUGAUGGCGACAAGGAUUGCCGGGAAGGCGAGGACGAAGCGGACUGUGACCAACAAGAGUUCAUGGCUUGCUCCGACGGCGAAUGGCGCUGUGAUGCAGGGAAGUGUAUUUCCGCUAUGUGGCGUUGUGACGGCGAGCAGGACUGUAUGGACGGUACCGAUGAAGAAUUCUGUCACAUCCGACUCCGUGCACAGAACCUCACAUCACUGGACAUCCCGACACCGAGCAAUCUAACACUGGGAGGCAAUGAUACUGUCAUCCCAGAGGUCGGACAGUUUGACAAGCCAGGGGUGUGUCCCCAGCUGGGCUUCCCUCUCCACCAAUCAAGUCCCACCUGUUCACGUGACGCGUGCGUGUCAGACUUCCACUGUCCGGGCGACCUGAAGUGCUGUGUGAACGGCUGUGGGGGCACCAUGUGCGUGGACCCCAGUCCUGAACCUACCACACUGUUUGAACAAGAGGCCGGUUGCGCCAACUACGACUGCGGUAUGCAGGGUGCGUACUGUUCGGGGAUAGUCGCCGGGUCGGCUCAGUGCUACUGUCGGCCACGGUCGGAGUGCGAGGCGAAAGACACUGUUUGCGACAAGUACGGCACCAUGUACCCCAGCAUGUGUCACUUUGAGGCCUUUGCAUGUGAGUGGGGCUUUCCCAUGGAACCCGCACCUUGUCAGGAUUACAAUGUACAGGGUACGUACGGCUAG